UAGUCUUUAUAUCACCAACUCGAUAAUAAAAAAUAUUAUAAAAUUUUCUUAGUCCAAAAAAUUUUAACGUGAGUUUUACUUUCUACGAAAUUAAUUGACGUAAAAAAAAAAAUGGAUAGCAAAAUUCUAUUAUUGAUUUCCAUAGUAACUUUAAACAGUACAAUUACAACUUUCGGUUAUUUGAUACACGACGACUGGAUAGUAUUGCGAGAAUUAAGCGAAUCUUGUGAAAACGAUUUCGAUUGCUUGAAAUUAAGCUUCGCAAAAUGCAACAAAAAUAAAAAAUGUGAGUGCAUAAAUAAUUUUAUAGCAUCUGAUAGAUUCAAAUGUUUACCACUCAUAGGGGGGUAUUGUACGGAAGAUAAAAAUUGUUUGAUUAAUAACUCUGUUUGUGUUAACCGGGCGUGUAAAUGCAAACCGAAAUUUUUUGAAAAAUCAAAUCGAUGCAUUCCAACAACGUUAUGGAAAUCCUGUGAAACCGAUGAUGAUUGUAACUCUAUAUUUCAUGCUGAAUGUUCUAAAAAUAAAACAUGUAUUUGUAGAAGAAAUACUAUCGUAGUAAACGACGCAAUGUGUCAGCCCCUGUUAGGAGGAUUUUGUUGGAAUAAUGAACCUUGCGCAGCUUCUAAUUCCAUUUGCAUGAAUAAUGAAUGCAAAUGCAAAAAAAAUUACGUUUCCGUAGCAAAACACGAAUGCGUUCUAAGUUUUUUGGGAAAAACUUGUAAGAGAGAUAGAGAUUGUUUAGAAAUAAGACUUGCACGUUGCUCGGAAAAUAACACAUGUAUUUGUGAAACGUACAAGAUAUCACAUGGUCACAAAAUCUGUUUGCAAGUCUUGGGUGAAAAUUGUUUAGAAGACAAAGACUGUGCAUCUAGAUCUGCUCUGUGUAUUAAUAGUAAAUGUCGAUGUGCGCCAAACUACGUACCAAUAUCUGAUUAUGAAUGUCUUGAACAAUGGAAAUACAAUUUAUAUGCUGGACUAUAAAAUCAAAUUAUUUUUUUAGCCAACCAUAAAAUCUUAAAUAAAUUAUUUUACUCCCAUAAUAAAAAUAUAUUGUUCCUCGUUAUAAAUAAA
This is a messenger RNA of Microplitis demolitor, 1074 nucleotides long. Its product is annotated as protein eyes shut homolog. The transcript is spliced from 4 exons. Bases 112 to 984 code for a protein of 290 amino acids. The record is from RefSeq and is a predicted model, not a curated record. Lineage: Eukaryota; Metazoa; Arthropoda; Insecta; Hymenoptera; Braconidae.